Molecule: messenger RNA, 369 nt
Organism: Achroia grisella
Lineage: Eukaryota; Metazoa; Arthropoda; Insecta; Lepidoptera; Pyralidae
Exons: 2
Coding region: 28-369 (113 amino acids)
Molecular function (GO): odorant binding
Source: RefSeq, a predicted model, not a curated record
ACAAUAGCAAAUGCUCGCAUAUCAGUAAUGUAUGCUCACGACAGAACCAGUGAUAUAAUAGCAGAGCAAUGCUUCAACGAGAUGUAUCCGAAGUCGAAACGCGUGGAAAUCCAGGAGUCAGACGAACCUUGCUUAAUUUUCUGCGUACUAAAUAAGUUGGGCAUAAUAAAUUCAAAUGGAGUGAUCAAUUUAGAAGUUUAUAGAAAAAGAGUGAAAAUGGCUCACCAGUUAGACCAGAGGCGUUUAGUUGGAGAUUAUGGAAAUGCUUGCAUGGACACUGCAGAAGCAACUCAGCACAAACAAGAUGUUUGCAAAAAGGCAAAAGUAUUUAACGAUUGUACACACCUGUACAGAAUAAUACUGAAGUAA